AUGGCUGGUAAUGAUGACAACAAACCGACAAACAAUGAAACAGGUAUUCAAGAAACAAACGACAGCAAUGAAAACAGUUCCGAAAACAUUCGAGAAGAAUACGAAUUUUUGGAUUCAAAAUUGGAUGAAUUAAAUGUAGCUCUAGACUUUUUAGAACAAAAAAAUGAUGACAUUCACAAGAAACUGAAAGAGCUUCUACAAUCAAGUAUUGAUAUUCGUCAGCAAUUAAAAAACGAAAACAGCCAAGAUAAAGAAAUU
Iphiclides podalirius (scarce swallowtail) is the source of this 258-nucleotide messenger RNA. The record is from the annotation of a GenBank genome assembly. Lineage: Eukaryota; Metazoa; Arthropoda; Insecta; Lepidoptera; Papilionidae.